This is a messenger RNA of Fusarium verticillioides 7600, 420 nucleotides long. RefSeq lists its product as hypothetical. The record is from RefSeq and is a predicted model, not a curated record. NCBI's taxonomy places the organism in Eukaryota, Fungi, Ascomycota, Sordariomycetes, Hypocreales, Nectriaceae. Bases 1 to 420 code for a protein of 139 amino acids. The transcript has a single exon.
AUGUCUUUCUCGCAACCGGAACCGAAUACUCUUUACAUUUCUCUCACAUUCCUUUCAAAGGACCCAAGGAAGAACUAUUAUGUGAGUAACGGUCUACGUGUAUUCAAGUCACGGCUAAUCAGAGACUCCAAGCACUGGACUUUGUAUGCCACUGGGAACAACCCACCUGAGGGAACAAAAUUCCACGCCACCGAUCAUGGAAACUCAAAGAAUCCUCUUAAAUAUGAGGAUGAAAGGUUUGUCAAUCCCCUACGCUCAAAGAACUUGGUCGUAUGCCUCAAGGUUGGCUAUGCGGACUCUCACCAGGCAAUUCGCCAGUCUGAAGAAAGUUCCGCUGGGAAGUUCGAGAGCUCUUCCUCGGCGCGAGAGCAGAUGGUCAUGCCGUGUGUUCCUCCUUCAAGGCCUCAAACAGCUCAAUGA